Messenger RNA from Neoarthrinium moseri, 753 nucleotides. RefSeq lists its product as uncharacterized. The transcript is spliced from 3 exons. Gene Ontology annotation, cellular component: extracellular region. The coding region runs from base 1 to 753 and encodes 250 amino acids. Gene Ontology annotation, molecular function: pectate lyase activity. The record is from RefSeq and is a predicted model, not a curated record. Gene Ontology annotation, biological process: pectin catabolic process. Lineage: Eukaryota; Fungi; Ascomycota; Sordariomycetes; Amphisphaeriales; Apiosporaceae.
AUGUUUAAUAAGCGGAUCAGCCUCCUCCAUUUCGUGGCUCUAGCUGCGGCUGCCUCAACAAACACCAACCUCCAAACCUCGUUUCCGAAGUCCUCAGGUACAACUGCUCUCGCGGCCGCAAAGACGCUUGCUGCUUCGGCGACAUUCGAUGGUGGCAUGUACCAGUGGGACCGGAACCCGAGCACGUGCAAUGAGCAGGCCGAGGGUGGAGACUCGGACGCUGUAUUCGUUCUUCAGGAUGGCGCCGUGCUGAGCAACGUUAUCAUCGGACCCAACAAUGGUGAAGGAGUCCACUGCCUUGGCACUUGUACCUUGAACAAUGUUUGGUGGACCAACGUCUGCGAGGACGCCGCAACGUUCAAGGGCACCUCGACCUCGGGCGUGUCGUACGUCAACGGCGGUGGAGCGCGAGGCGCCGACGACAAGGUGCUGCAGCACAAUGGGGCGGGCACGGUGGCCGUUAAGAACUUCUGGGCCCAGGACAUCGGCAAGCUGUACCGGUCGUGCGGCAACUGCGACUCGCAGCAUGCCCGCCACAGCACCUUCAACAACAUCAUGGUCAGCGGCGCGGACGUCGUCGCCGGUGUCAACGGCAACUACGGCGACACGACCUACAUCCACGACAGCUGUGUCAAGGACUCGAGCCUAUGCUGGGCCUUCAAGGGUAACGCCAAUGGCGACGAGCCCACCAAGACGGCCAGUGGGCCGACGGGGACGGCUUGUACGACAGCUAGUAUCAAGACGAGUUGUUAG